UUGAAAUCCUAAGAACUUAUAAAUAGAACGCAAAGCUGCUCUCCUCUGCAUCAAAGCAACUAAGUAGAAGCGAAGAGACUGCCUGCAUCCUUUCUUGUAAUUUCCUCAAGCUUCUCUUUCUUCUAUAUCCAAACUCUGCUCAUGGACUCAUCCAACCCAGCAGCGAGAGGGGAAGGCCGCGACCUCUGCAGCAGUGGCUGUGGAUUCUACGGCAGCGACGCCACGCUCGGCCUCUGCUCCAAAUGCUUCCGCGAUCAUAUUUUCUCCUCUCAUAUCAAUAAAACCGCGCAACAACUUGCGUCGAUCGUAGGGAGCGGAAAGAAGAACGGACAUAUUGGAUCUAAGGACUCUGCUUCUGCAACCGAGUCUAAGAAGAAGACGAAGCAGAGCUGCUCAAAGUGCGAUAGAAAGGUGGGGUUGGCCAUGCGAGCGAUCAAAUGCCGCUGCAAUGGUGUUUUCUGCGCCGCCCACCGCCUCCCAGAAGAUCACGGCUGUACUUUUGACUAUCGGACCGCUGGCCGUCUGCUUCUCGAGGAAGCCAAUCCGCUCAUCAAAGCUGAAAAGCUGAACACGAUGUAGUGAAGAAGAAAUCUGAAUGUUUUAGUGAUUCAUCAAUAAUGUCGUAUCCGAACAAUCUAAGUUCGUUUUUUCCUUUGUAUGCCGUAAAGUAGUUGAAGACAGAAAUACUGUAACUAACAGCUUUG
Messenger RNA from Dendrobium catenatum, 704 nucleotides. RefSeq names its product AN1-type zinc finger protein 5. Lineage: Eukaryota; Viridiplantae; Streptophyta; Magnoliopsida; Asparagales; Orchidaceae. The transcript has a single exon. Gene Ontology annotation, molecular function: zinc ion binding; DNA binding. The record is from RefSeq and is a predicted model, not a curated record. Bases 142 to 579 code for a protein of 145 amino acids.